CCACUCCACGCACGCAAUGUCGCUCCCAACUCACAUAGGCGACCCCUCGCCGCACGACCCGCUCGUGCUCCUCCCGCUACCGGCCAAGCUCCCGCCCUCGCCACUGCCGCAGCUGCACGACCUCUCCGCCCAGCUCACGGCACACCUGGGCAAUGAGCCAGCGCCGGACCUGCCGGUGCUCACGGCGCAGAUGCGCUCCACGACCCGCGCAAGCCAGGUCCUCCUAAACGCUGCGCGUGCGGGCGCGACCGACGCCCGCGCUGGCUUAGACGAGGCCGACGUCGCGCUCAGAACGGUCAUGUACGAGCUUGAACGGGUGCGCGAGGAGAUGGCGCAGUGCCUGAGCUAUGAGCCGAUGUACGAGUCGCUUGAUAUUCCGGACGAGGAGGCGUUCCUCGCGAGCGCGGAUGCCGAGGUACUGGCCAGCUUGCCCGCUGAUGGCGAGCCCCGAGCCCAGGCCCUCAUCAUCGCCCGCCUUGAGGCCGAGCUCGCAGCCAUCACGGAGCGCGAGGCGACGGUCGCGGCGCUCAUCGCCGAGCGGGACGGUGUCGUGCGUACCCGCAAGGCGCUGCACACGAGCUAUGACAAGGUGGACAAGAUUCUCGACGACUACGUCAAGACCACGGCCGCGAUGGCAUACAAGACCAAGGAGGUCGCCAAGGUCCCCCAGCCCAAGGCGCCCGCAACGGCCGAGCCGGCGGCUACCACCCCAGCCCCCACACAGGCAUGAUUUCCCGCAACGACAUAUUCCCAGCAUUACCAAUACCCUAU
Molecule: messenger RNA, 771 nt
Organism: Vanrija pseudolonga
Lineage: Eukaryota; Fungi; Basidiomycota; Tremellomycetes; Trichosporonales; Trichosporonaceae
Exons: 4
Coding region: 17-730 (237 amino acids)
Source: RefSeq, a predicted model, not a curated record